AUGAGAUACAAAAUACCGAUAUUGGUAGUAUGUCUCAUCGUACUCGGUUGUUCAUUAACCACUUCCAUCAUUGCAUUAUUGGUAGAACUCACUAGAAAUUAUAUCCCCUUAUUAUUAUUCAUCGUUGCAGGAUUCUUGAUCUCAAUUGUAACUUUGAUUAAUUGUAUCAUAUUGAUGAUUGUAAGCUAUCAGAAUUUACUUCAGAUCAUCAUCCAAAUCCUUGCAUCGGUGUUUUAUGUGGUUACUGGGGUCUAUUUAAUAGUUCAAUUACUUGCAAAGAGAAUUAGCUUCCACUAUAACAAUUUACAUAAUUGGGAUAUUAUAAUUUCCAUAAUUUUCAUGGUUAAUAUCGUUUUCAUGGCAUUAUCAUUAUUGUUAAUCAUCAUGUUAUAUUAUAAGAUUGUGAAAGAAAACCUUCAACAAAUGAAUAAUGAGGAACCAGGUGAAUAUUCAGAAGCUUCAUCCAAUAAAACUAAAAUAAGAUAUUCUGAUGAAAAGGAUUAUUACAUAAAUCCAGCUACAAACUUGGAGAAUAAUUUCAAUAUUGGAAUCACUAAGAAAAUGAGUGAAAAGACCCUUAUUGGGAAUGAUAAUCAUAACAAAGAUAAUGAUGAUAUUGUUCCAAGUAAUGAAGAGUCAGCAGAGUUGGACUUUAUAUUAAAGAAAUCAAUGGAAAUGCAACAUACUGAUAGAAGUUUCCUUGAUUAUAACAACGAUGAUAAUUGGAUGUCAACUGGUUUGAAUUCAAUUUCAUUUAAACAACACUUAUCAAAGACUCAAUCUUCACCUGAUUUGAUUUCAAAAAGUAGUAGAUUUGGUUUAUUUGCUGGCAGAUCAAAAUCGAAUCUUAAUUUAAAUCAAACUAAUCAUUCUCAUUCUACAUCACUUGCAAAUUCAAAAUCAACAUCUAAUUUAAUAUAUGAUCAUAGUCAUACUAGAAGUAUCAAUAAUAUAAUCUUAGCCAAUCAAAUGUCAACCAAUAAUAAAUCAAAUAAUAAUAGAAACUCAAUGCCAAAUUUAACUGAAAGUAAUUCAAAACUUUCCCUUUCAACAAUCUAUACUGAUGCAUCAUUAACGGGAGCUUCCAGAAGUGCUUCGUUGUUAAUUUCACACAAUUGUUCUGAACAUACAUUAUCGAAAUUAACCUUGAAUGAAGUGAAUGAAGAUUUCCAUCUUGAUUCCGAAGCUUUGAAAAGAUCAAAAUCAACCAGUUAUAUUAAUACCCGAUCUUCAAAAUCAAAACAACAAACUUUAAUGUCGAUAAAUGGGGAACGAAACUUCUUAUCUCAAGUUAACGAAUCAUUAUUACCAUCGGUAUUAAAGUCAAGUGAAAGUCCCAUCAUGAAACUGAAACGGAAACAAGAAGCUUCUUUGAAUACUGUCCAUUUUGAAACUGCACCUCCUACUCUUGAAGAAACUAUAGAACCUCAACCACCAUUAGAACCUGAUUAUAAUUUAGUUCCUUCAUUAAGUCCUGUGGGUGAAGUUGAUGAUACCAAUUCAAAACAUUCCGAUCAUAGUUUUAAUAUCCCGUAUGGUAAUGAAUUUGAUGAACCUAUAGAUCAAAGUAAUUUUGCUGAUUUUGAUGCAUCUUAUAAUAUCCCAAACAUUAAUGAAAAGGGAAUACAACAAACAAGAGAGAAGAAAUCAUAUCAAGUUAUAAAACCUCCCGAUGAAUCAUAUCCAUAUACAUUGAAUGGACUUGAAAAGAUCCCCAAAUCAACUUCAAAUGAUGCUAUUAAAUGGAAUGUAUCUCGAAAUGCAUCUGGGGUGAAUAAUAUAACAUUGGACGAAUGGAAUACUCAAUCUAACUUAUAUCAAAGUAAUAUGAAUAGAGGUGGUGCCAAUCUUAGUAUCCCUGGGUUAUCUCAUGUGGUUUCAGAUCAUAAUCUUAAAUUGUUAGAUAAUACCAGUGAUAAUAAAGGAGGAUCAGAUUAUAUUGAUGAUGAUAUGUUGUUACCACGUAAGGAAGGAAUGAUUGAUAAUAUUGAUAAUUUGAGUGAUAUUCAUACAUCAAGCAGUAAUGAUAAACAAGGUUCAUUAAGACUUACAUCACUGAGUAGAUCCUAUAGUGCUCCAUCAUUAUAUACUUUCCGAGAUUAUGUUGAACAAACCAAUAAUCAAAAGCAUCAACAAAUAUAUCAGCAAUAUUCAAAUUCAAAACUUCCUGAAUUAGUUCUUUCUCUGGAAUUUACUUUAAAACCGUGUCGAACUCCAGAAGAAGAUUAUACAAAUAAGUUCACUGUCAAUACAUCACCAAUGAAAAUGUUAAUUGAAAGUCCUAAAAGAGUCGCUAGUUCAAUCAGAAGACAAUCAAGAAGAUUCAGUAUUGCUAUGAGUAAUGAACCAUCAAUCAGUAAUCAUAAACAUAAGAGUUCAGUAGCAUCCAACUUCUCAACUAAAUCAGCUACAUCUUCUCGUUCAGGAUCUCCAAGAAAAUCACUUCGUUCACUUAUGACUUCUUCAAAAUCUCACCAUAGACAUAAUUCAUCAGUACCAACCUUUAGUUUAUCAGUUCCUUCACUUCCUAAGAAGCAUGAGAGUAACAUCGCAGAUAUGUACAUCAUUUCACAAGAUUUAGCCCCAUCAUUCCCCCUUCCUGAUGAUCCAUCUGACUUUUGGGAAUUGGAUACUAACGCUGGUUCAGAACGAUCCAGAAUUAGUUCGUUACCAAGUGCCGUGAUUGGAGAAUACGAUAAAGAAAAAUGGAGAACGUUAAAGGCACUUGAAAAUAAAGAGAAACUAAUGACUGUAAAUAUAGAUAAUUAA
Messenger RNA from Scheffersomyces coipomensis, 2769 nucleotides. RefSeq lists its product as uncharacterized. Bases 1 to 2769 code for a protein of 922 amino acids. The transcript has a single exon. The record is from RefSeq and is a predicted model, not a curated record. NCBI's taxonomy places the organism in Eukaryota, Fungi, Ascomycota, Pichiomycetes, Serinales, Debaryomycetaceae.